Paramecium pentaurelia is the source of this 1720-nucleotide messenger RNA. NCBI's taxonomy places the organism in Eukaryota, Ciliophora, Oligohymenophorea, Peniculida, Parameciidae. The record is from the annotation of a GenBank genome assembly.
AUGCAAAAACUAAACACCUACGAGGCAACUCCUUGGGUAGCAGGAUAUCAAUGUUGUAUAGUGAUAUAUACUUUCAUAAGUUUUGGACUUAUUUUGGUUUCUGUAUUCAAUUAAUCAAUACUCAUGGAUUCUGUAUAUUAAAAUGAUAUAUUAUCAAGGCACCACAAUUUUACUCAGAUUGGGAUAAUAAGUUUAUAGAAGAUUUAAAGAUCUAAAAUACUUGUGAUGAAGGUUAUAUUAAUAUGUUAAAUUUCACAUGGCCUGGUACAGAACUUGGAUGUGAUUGUACAUAAUCAAAUGGAACAGGGAAAUACAAAUAUACAAAGUAAAAAUUUAAAAAAUAAAAAAGUUAUUAUUAUAUGGAAUGUAGUGAGUUUAUGCUAGCUGAAAAUUGUUAACCUGUAGAACCAAUAUAUGAAAAGUAAUUCUAACAUUGGCCUUUUAUUGAUCAAACUUCAGUUAAAUGUGAUUUAUUUUGAUUUAACUUAAGCUUUCAAAUUAUGUGCAAAGUAGAGUACUUCUACAGCAAUUGAAUCAUUUUAAAUUGGUGAGGCUAAUGAAGGAUACAAAAAAUGUGGUAAUGUUUUCCAAAUUCCAUCUAAUGAAUUAUGUCCAAUCAAUGAUUUUACCAUUUCAACAGAUUAAAAUGGAGAGGCAAUAGGAACUACUGGGUUAUAUUUGAAAAUUUUCAGAGUUCAAUAAGAUGAAUUACCAUUAACAGGAUUUACAAUAGGAUUUAGUAAUUAAAUUAUUCAACUUAUAAUAGAUUCAAUAUGUUAUUCAAUUUCAGAUAUUUAUUAGUUUUAGUAUUUAGAUAAGAUGAUAAAUUAUCAUUGUUAUGAUAAUGAUGAAAGAUAUGUACGUUUAACAAAUGAUAUGACAUAUAGUGAUUUAUUAAUGGUAAAUGAAGUAUAAGAAGAGUAUAAUUAAUUAUAUAAAAAUUCAGUUAUUGAAAAUAGAAGUAAUAUUUAAAAUAAUUGUAGAUGUUAAUUUAUUUUACAGAUACCUAACUCAAUUUUAUUACAAUUCAUCAGAAUUGUGUUAGGCUGAAGAUCUAGAAUUUAUUUAUGAUUUAAAUUCAUAUAUCAAUGAUAAUGUAAUGGAUGUUUAAUUAGCUGCUUAAGUAAUUGUAGGAAUUUAAGCAGGAAUGUUUGGAUUCUUAAUUCCAUUAAUAUCAGCAAUAUCUUUGGUGGGAUGUAAUUUUAAAUAUGCAAGUUUGAAUAGAAAAAGUUCACUUUAUAAAGAUUUAUUUGGAUUUUGGUUAGGAGUCAAGAUGAUAGGUGAGAUCCUGUGCACUAUUAUCUUGGCUUCUGAUAUGGGAUACUAAUAAUAAAUGAUGGAUCACUUCUAUGAUUUUAUAAAUGCUGAUUGUUCUGAUAAAUUCUCUUUACAAGAAAUGAGUGAUUUCUAUAACGAGUACGAAAUCAAAGUUUACAAUUAUGUUCUUUUAAAUUUCAUCCUCUGUAUUAUUACUAAUGUCCUUGAUUUUUAUGUCACUUAUCUUAUGUGUAGAGACAAACAUAAUGAUGGAAUCUUUUUAAAGAAGAGUACAAAUUCUCACCUUAAGAAUUUCACUUCAACUCAUCCUGAAGAAUUACUUAAUAGAACAAAGGUUCAACCAUAAUCAGAAAUUAAAUUAUAGAAUUAAUAGAAUAGAUAAUUUGAUGAUGUUGAAAUACCAGGUGAUGAUAUGCCUAGACCACAUAAACCUGAAAAUUGA